This is a messenger RNA of Pectinophora gossypiella (pink bollworm), 1323 nucleotides long. Its product is annotated as zinc finger protein draculin-like. Bases 245 to 1225 code for a protein of 326 amino acids. The transcript has a single exon. Gene Ontology annotation, biological process: regulation of DNA-templated transcription. The record is from RefSeq and is a predicted model, not a curated record. Lineage: Eukaryota; Metazoa; Arthropoda; Insecta; Lepidoptera; Gelechiidae. Gene Ontology annotation, molecular function: DNA-binding transcription factor activity, RNA polymerase II-specific; RNA polymerase II cis-regulatory region sequence-specific DNA binding.
UAACCGCUUAAAAAAAAACCAAUGCGCGCUUCUCUUUUGGAAUUUAUGGAACUGUAACAAGGCUGCUUUUGUGUUUCCCAGUUAAUUUACUUCAAUAUUUCCUUGUAAUAUCGCAUCAACAAUGCUAGAUUAGCGUUUCCAUCGCUACGGACAGCGUCUGCAAGUGUUUUGGAGCUUCUGCGAGCGUUUUAUGGAUCAAUAUCGAACCGCCAAGGAAAUGCAUGCAUAGCGUCAGUGUUUGCAAAUGGAGACGAAAUCAGGCGUUGGUAUACAAGACCAUUGGAUGAAAGGUAUGAUGGAACCGGCGGCAGUCGAAAACGACGCGCGAUCAGUUAAACGCGAAAAAAUGGCCGAAACAUACAACGGAAACGAGAAUUAUGACAAACAACAAGCAGAUAUGAGGUUCAGAUGCGAUGAUUGUAAUCUGACGUUCGAAGGUAUGGAGUACUUGCUCCUACACAAAAAGUUUCACGGUAACGUGAACGAAAAAGAUGCGCCGAUGCUAGAGGCGGAGACCUCGGAGCGCCCAGCGAAGGAGGGCCCUAAAAAACGAAGGAAAUUUAAAUGUGAUCAGUGUGAUGUGAAAGUCAAUUCCCAGUACCACCUAGACAUACACAGGAGCAAGCAUGAGGGAGCAGCUUCAAAAAAAUUCAUCUGUGAAGUAUGUGACCGUAGUUUUGUUGCAGCUCAGUUCUUAAAAUCACACAUGCAAACUCACUCGUCAGUGUCAACGAUAAACUGUGAAAUAUGCAACAAAAGUUUCACCGGUCAAGCGUAUUUGAAACUCCACAUGCAGCUACACAACGACAUAAAAAAAUUCAAAUGUGGAAAAUGUGAAGAGAUGUUCCCAACGAAGAACUGUUUAAAACUCCACAUGAAAAAGCAUACAAAAGUAAAAAAUUUCAAGUGCGAUUAUUGCAAUAAAUUGUUCGUAUCAAAAAUCACAAUGGAGAAACACAGGCAGACGCACGAGGGUCAACCGGCUGAUUGUUUAUUAAAAUGCACACAGUGUGACCGGACUAUGCAUUCUUCUCUUCUUCGGACACACAUGACACGGGCACAUCCUCCGAACGUAGAUGACGAUGUUAAGAGACCAUUUAAAUGCUCUACAUGUGGCAAAAGUUUCAUUAUGAAAAUCAACUUAAAUCUUCACAUCCGAGUGUGUCACCCGGACCUCGCUGAGCCAGAGGACGAAGAGGAAGAAGUGAUGACGGAUAACUCUUAGAAUAAGUCAACUUUUAGUUGUAAGAGUAGUUUAAACGCUUAUAUUAUUAGUAACCACUGUAUUAUUACUGAAUAAUUAUACUUUUUUAUGCUAAAUAA